Molecule: messenger RNA, 423 nt
Organism: Pelobates cultripes (western spadefoot toad)
Lineage: Eukaryota; Metazoa; Chordata; Amphibia; Anura; Pelobatidae
Source: the annotation of a GenBank genome assembly
GCCGACACAUCACGUACCGCAAAACGAGAUGGCGGGAAAAGGCGACAUAUCCCUCGGGCACCAGCACUCCCUCGCAUCCACGCGAGGCACAACCUCACAACAUGCCGAAAAGCACCACCAUGCAGCAAACAACCCCACGGCAACGCGAACUUACACUUCUGCAUAGACUGGGCAUCGGAUGAGCAGAUGAAAAGACCCGGACUGCCGGCGGCUAGCUCCGGUGAUGACGCCGAUAAAGAAGACCCUGCAGAACCCACUCAACCUGGCGGACAUUUGCAAAAAGAUGCUAGACCCUUUUUAUGUUUAAAGCACAUCUUGCAGUUCCUCACCUUACUGUUGGGACGUCUCAUCUUCCCACAUAUCAUUGGCGUGUCUAACGACAUUAUUACUCAAGCGAUGAUAUGUUAUCAGCCAUACAAAUAG